Plodia interpunctella (Indianmeal moth) is the source of this 3326-nucleotide messenger RNA. RefSeq names its product Kctd12-like (gene Ktl). Gene Ontology annotation, biological process: protein homooligomerization. The record is from RefSeq and is a predicted model, not a curated record. NCBI's taxonomy places the organism in Eukaryota, Metazoa, Arthropoda, Insecta, Lepidoptera, Pyralidae.
GGGCGUGCGUUAUUGAUGGGCCCGCGCGGCGGCGCUGAGACGCGCGGUAAGUGGGUCAGGGAGGGAGCGGAUAGCGCAGCCGCCGACUCAUUGCGCCCUCAGCCUCCAGCCAUGGCGGACGCGCCGCCUGAAGUCCUCGAGCUCAACGUGGGCGGCGUGCACUACGCUACUACGCGCGACACGUUGCUCCGCGAACCCGACUCGCUUCCCGCCGCCGCGCUUCGGGAUCCCGAUCAUCCGCGCGACGCACGCGGGCGCAUCUUCUUUGACCGCGAUGGAGUCCUCUUUCGAUAUGUUUUGGACUACUUGCGAGACGGCGGAUUGGUGCUGCCGGAAUGCUUCAGAGAACACAAACGAUUGGCACGAGAAGCAAAACAUUACAGACUAGUCGGCCUGGAACAGGCUGUCCGAGAAUCAGACCCGCGACCACCGAACCGUGAACGUGGCUGCAUCACCGUUGGCUACAGAGGCAGCUUCGCUUUCGGACGUGAUGGGCUCGCUGAUGUCAAGUUCCGCAAGUUGUCCAGAAUUUUAGUCUGUGGAAAGGUGACGUUGUGCCGCGAUGUUUUUGGCGAGACCCUGAAUGAAUCCAGAGAUCCUGACCACGGUCUCGCAGAUCGCUACACUUCGCGGUUCUUCCUGAAGCAUUCUUUCAUAGAGCAGGCAUUUGAUAUGUUGCAAGAAAAUGGGUUUAAAUUGUCGGCGAGCUGUGGAAGUGGUACGGCUGGAGCUGCGGAGCUGAAGCCGGGAGUGGACACGGAGGAGAACCGCUGGAACCACUACAACGAAUUUGUUUUCGUGCGCGACUAGGCUAGAGAGCGACGCAUGUGAUAUGAAUCAGCUGUAGCACCGAUGGCGACGUGGCGCUUCGGCGGUGGAGGGCAAUAAAUUUGAAAAUAAAUGUUCGAACCCGGAUCAAAAUUUUGUUAUCAACAACAAUAUUCAGUUUCUCGCAUCAGAAGAUUUAUUACUAUCAUAAAGUGCAGUACUAUGUACGUUCUCUACGUAUCUUGUACGUAUUUUUUAUGUAAGUAUAUUUCGCAAUAUUUGCGUAUAUUUAUUUUUAUGAAAAGCUUAAAAUUAUAUUUAAUUUAAUCUUGAAUUAAUGAAAAUAUGACAUUUAUCUUAAAUUUAAAAAAAUGGUUAAUAUAUUGAAGAGUUCUAUAUAAGUAACGUAUUUUCUGAAACCUAGAAAAAAAAUAUUGUUCAUUAUUAUUAUGUAGAUAAAGGAACCUUAAUUAUAUCAUAUAACAAAUAGGUAGAUAAAUGUAAAAAGUAUAAAUUAACUAGAGUAGUUGAUGAUCCCCUAUUAGGAUUAAUUUCUUGUACUGUGACUUAACUAUUUCUAAUGUAUUUUCAAAUUAUUUUAUAACUUAUAGUAAAUAUGAAUUCUAAGAGUUUAUUACGAAGAACUUACUGGGAGGGCCAUCUUUUUUAUAAAUACUUUUUAUGCCAAAAUCAUGAUUAUAAGUCUGAAAGACAUUUAUUUUUUUCAGUCCAAAUUAGGUCGUCUUGUUGUUACAGUUGUUUAAUACGAAUACAAAGUAUUUUAUGUAUUUAACAAUCUGUUAUGUUUAUGUAUUUAACAAUCUGGGUACUCUAAUACCAGUGAUGUGUUGUGAUCAAUGCAUUUGUUAUUACUCUACUAGUCAUAGCAUUAAGACCAAGGAUUAAAAAAAAAAUACUUAGUGUGAACAUAACGAGCGCGAAUGAAAUGUACCUAAAAUAAAUUAUUAGGAUUAUUAAGUAAAUGCUGUUCCGGAAAGUCAGUUUGUCGUGGAAAUUUUACAACUGGAAGUAAACUUUCAUAUAACAAGAUAAAGACACAAUUACGAGUUAGGCGAAGUCAUUGAAAGUUUUGGCUGUAAAGGCAAAUAUUGUCGGCUGAAGUUUCGACAGUUGACGUUGAAGCCGAUACAUUUUAACGAUAUCCUAACUGUUAGCGUCUGUUAAAUUAUUUAUACGCUUGUUUUAAAGUUCUUGGAUGUAUCUGCAAAAUCGAAUUUACGAUCGCAGUCAUAUCAUUAGAUUAUACCUAGAUUUAGGCCUUGAUUUUGUGUCUCAACUUCUAGAAACGUUUCAAUGUCUUUCUAGAGUUGUGCUACAACUUCCAGGCCAAUGCUAAGCUUGACUUCCAUUACAUCUUCCUGCUUAUAAGAUAGCAUAGAAGGACAUAGCUGUUUUCCUCAUUUAGAGAACAAUAGGCGUCUGAUAAAAGGCCGAGAUUGAUCGCUGGUAUCUUGCUAUUGUUUGUUUUUCAUCAUUGUUUUUCAUCAUGUACCUACUCGUAAGACAGAGAAAAUUAUCUCUGUGUAUUACAUCCAGUAACAUGACAUUUUUGUUUUAAUAAUUGAUUAUGAAAUUUUCAUCAACAUUGGAGAAUUCUUUAGCACAAAUUUGAUAUUCGGAUACUCUUGAAUCCCAUAUUACUACCUCAUUAGAUUUGUUUCCUAUGUUCAACGAGUUCAUUGAUCUAAUUCCACAGAAAAUAAGCUUGGUACUCGUAUAUUUAUUGCCUUUAUAUAUUUUAUACCCACACAAUCUUCGCCAAAGGAAAAUAGGCAAAUUUUGGAUUUUCAAUCCAUGCGUUUGUGUUCAAAAUUCUUAUUCUAUAUUAUUAUAUUCAUAUUCUAUUCUCUUUUUUAAAAUUUCAUCUAAUUCAGUUCAUUAAAUUUCCCCGAUGGGUCAAUAUUGUAUGUAGAUAUGGAUGAAAUAAUUACUAGCAAGUUAUCAGUGUUUCAGUAUCAGUGAUUGAACGCAAUAUGCUAUUUGUUUACGAUACGAAUAUUAUAGAAAUGAGAAAACUCCAUAUGGAAAAAUAUAGUACUUAAUAAAGUUUACAAAAUAUACAUAAAUUCUCUAAUUAACUGUUAGGUCAUUAAUUUCGUUGCCAAGUUAACACAUGCGUGUGCCAUUUUUAUAGAUUUUUCAAUGUUUCCAUUAUUUGAAAUUUAAAGAAAAUCUAAUUAUCUCUCACUCAUUGGAAUAGAAACGAUAUAAUCGGAAUAUAUUGUAAUAUAAACUAUAUAGACGUUAUAAAACAAAUUAUAAUAUUAUUUAUGUUAGGUAUGGAAAUGUUUAUUCAGUUUAGGACUUAGUUGAAUGUUAGAUUAUUUAUAGUUUCACCAUUAUUGUCUUUAGGCAUAUUAAAUGGUCUCACUGUAUGUUAAUUUAGAUUACUUAUAUAUUUAUAUUUGUGUGAUGAAAAACAGUGUUGGACCUGGACAUGAACAUUAUUGUAGGAUUUCUAAAACGAUACAUAGUUUUUUGGGAAUAAAUUUAGUUAAAAAACUACGUUUAUUAUAUCUUAUCCUUCUCCAUUAGAG